AUGGCCAGCGCUGAGGUAAGCACCACCAUAGUCAGGUCAUUAAGGGACACGGAGGAGCCACCGACGGAGCCCAAAGACGGCUCCAAACACAACGGAAUGGUCAUGGCCAGCGCUGAGGUAAGCAUUACCAUAGUCAGGUCAUUAAGGGACACGGAGGAGCCACCGACGGAGCCCAAAGACGGCUCCAAACACAACGGGAUGGUCAUGGCCAGCGCUGAGACAAGAAUACAAGCUUUGAAAGCGAAAAUAAAAGAAUUGGAGAAGAAACAGAAUGGAGCUUCAGAGUCAAAAUGCCUGAUCUGUCUCGGUGCCUACGUGUCGCCUGCCGUCUCGAUACAAUGCUGGCACGUGUAUUGUGAGGUUUGCUGGCUUCAAUCUUUAAAAGCGAAGAAGAUAUGCCCUCAAUGUAACGCCAUCACCACAUCACAACACCUCCGAAGGAUAUACAUGUGAAUAUACAACUGUAUAGUGUAUACUGUAUAACGUGAGUCCAGAGACAAAAGUAGAGAAAAUAAAAUUUUGUACAUUUUAUUGGUAUCACGAGUAAAGGUGUGUUCACAUUGAUGUGGGGCGUACGCCCUUUGUAUGACACUGACCCAACUGUGUAGCGAGUGUGCUGUAUAACAUGAGUCCAGAGACAAAAGUAGAGAAAAUGAAAUUUUGUACAUUUUAUUGGUAACACAAGUAAAGGUGUGUUCACAUUGAUGUGGGGCGUACGCGGGGCGUACGGCUUUUGUAUGACACUGACACAACUGUGUAGUGAGUGUGUACUGUAUAACGUGAGUUCAGAAACAAAAGUAAAAUAAAAAAUACAAUUUUGUACAUUUUAUUGGUAACACGAAUAAAGGUGUAUUCACAUUGAUGUGGGGCGUUCGGGCUUUAUAUGACACCGGUGUGUGUCUCAUACAUUGACAUCCACAAUGUCAAUGUCAACGUGAAAUUGUAAACUCCGUCAGUUUAUAAUAUAACGAGUAAGAUUGUAAAGUAACAGUGAGCUGGGUUAGGUUAUAUUGCAAACUGUCGUAGUGAAGGCUUUGGGCGGAAUCCCACAGUUCCUUCCCACUUUAGGCGAAUAACGGAGCACCCCGGGGUCUUUUUAGUGGGUAUGCCGUGUUUUCUGACUUCGUGAGCCCCACAUAACCUAUCCGGUCCCCGCAUGUACGCAU
Molecule: messenger RNA, 1166 nt
Organism: Ostrinia nubilalis (European corn borer)
Lineage: Eukaryota; Metazoa; Arthropoda; Insecta; Lepidoptera; Crambidae
Product: E3 ubiquitin-protein ligase Rnf220-like
Exons: 4
Coding region: 1-453 (150 amino acids)
Biological process (GO): protein ubiquitination
Molecular function (GO): ubiquitin protein ligase activity
Source: RefSeq, a predicted model, not a curated record